Molecule: messenger RNA, 1548 nt
Organism: Microsporum canis CBS 113480
Lineage: Eukaryota; Fungi; Ascomycota; Eurotiomycetes; Onygenales; Arthrodermataceae
Product: Set1 complex component ash2
Exons: 2
Coding region: 1-1548 (515 amino acids)
Cellular component (GO): Set1C/COMPASS complex
Molecular function (GO): protein binding; transcription cis-regulatory region binding
Source: RefSeq, a predicted model, not a curated record
AUGACCGCCGGCAGCGAGAAGACAAGGGAGAAAGCGAAGAGAACGAAACGCGACAACAGAAAGAAACAUGACUCUAAACGUCAGGAUACCGGUGAUGGAGGAUACGAGAGAAAGACGACAGUCUCUUCCUCUAGUUCAGCCAUUCCAUCUCUAGAGCUACCAAUGCUUAUGCCCAUCCCAGUCGCCGACCCUCGUCCAUUCGAUGUGCUGCACCCGAAGCCACGCCAGAUGAACCUGUCGUCUACAAAGUAUUCCGAAGUCCUUGGCCAGUCAUAUAAGUUUUAUGAAAUUGCUGACAAAGUCAGCAACAGAAAUGGGUUCAGGUACACAUAUGCAAUUGAAGACCCAAGAUUCCCACACAUUAAAUACAGGCAGACCGACGUCCCGCCGUACCACUCACGAUUCAGCUUUGAAGAUUCCCCAACUUCAAUCAUCUUCACAGAAGACGGCCGAGGAGUAAGUACGCAUGACCCAUGGCAUUCAGCCCGAGCAAAUGUUUGCGCACGCGAGGGAACAUAUUAUUACGAAGCCAAGGUAGUAAGCGGGGUGAUUCGAGAUUCACAGCCAGGGCCAUCUGCUCGUGGGAAUAUACGACUAGGGUUUGCGCGCCGGGAGGCUGACCUUGAUGUUAACGUUGGCGUUGACUGCUAUGGCUAUGGGAUUCGGGAUGUUAAUGGCGAGGUUGUUAAUCGGAUGCGAUGCGAAUAUUUCUUCCCCAAGGACGAAUCUAUUUGCGAGGGCGAUGUGAUUGGCAUGUUGAUCACUCUACCGCCGCUGGAACUGCACAAGAAGGUCGUCGAAGGGACAUAUGAUCCACCAGCUGAAGGCGAUGAGAUGGAUGUAGACCAUCCAUCACCACUACCAGCACCUAUAAAUUUCAUUCGAGACCGAAUCCCGUUCCACUUGAAGUCUGAUUUUAUGUACCAGCAAAGCCAUGUGUUUGCCUCUAAGCAUCUUCGUGACUAUGCAUUUAACCUUAAAGAGACUCCUACAUAUGGCCCUCCUUCGCCAGGCAAUGCAGAAGACGCAUCCCUUCGAACGUUACCAGGCUCCAGCAUUACUAUUUUCAAGAAUGGCGUUAAAAUGGGUACCCCCUUUGAAAACUUAUAUGCCUUUCUCCCACCAGCUUCUCGUUUCGCACAGGCGAGUAAUAACCUGGGCAUAGGUGAGCGAGAAAAUGCUGAUGAUGGCAUGAUCGGCUAUUAUCCAACUGUCAGCUGCCAUAAUGGUGGAGCAGUGGACUGUCGAUUCGAGGCUCCCUGGUUCAUUGGCCCUCCUACUGAAGAGUUUCCGGAUGUUAAGCCCUUUGGCGACAGAUUCAAUGAUCAGAUUUGUGAGGACAUAGUGGCGGAUAUUGUUGACGAGGUGGAUGCGUUCUGUACUGGCUGGCGAUUAGAUAUGCCUGCUACUCAUGCAGCUAGUGGUACGAAUGCCUCUACGCCAGCUCCUUCGAAUCUACGAGAAGCGAGUGUAGCAAGUGCCCCUAUAAGCAUGGCCAUGGACGGAGCAUCAGAUACGCCGAGUGCGCUGAGUCAUACCAUGGAAUGA